GCAUUCACACAUAUUUGCAAUGAUAUGAUUAAGUGGUCAACAGUACAUUUUGUCAAAUGAAAAGGUAGUAUUUCUAACGUUGUCCAAUAUUAUUUCAUUAAUUAGUAGUCAGCCGUUAUUGAUUUAAUCGGCUGAAACAGUAGAUAUACACAGUGGCUGGCCCAGGUAAUGUUGUUGAUUUUUACACAGUAUAAUGUAGUCCACUAAACGACUCUUAAAGAGUGUUAGUAUGAUGUUAUACAAAUUAAAUGGUUAUGCGACUGAGUCGCAUCAAACCAUUUAUGUUGUAAGUACAUCCUAACAAUCUUUCACCAUUCCGCAACAGUAAUGAUAUGGUUAUGUUCUAUAGACAUAUAUAGAAAAUUAAAAACAAACAAAUCAUCAUAGUCAAGCUAUAUUGUGGUCGAAUCCGUUGGUUAUGUGUCGCCUCAAUCAAAGUUGGCAAAACUCUGAUAUCAUUGUCAUACGUUCAGGUUUAUUUAUGUAAAUGAUAAAGAUAUGAAUAUAUUUUAGGCUCUUUUGACAUCAGACAUUCGUUGGCAAAUGAAGUGGCAGAAGUGCGCCAAAGUAAAAACAAAUCAAAACAUUUUGUUUUCAGUUUUGUAAAGUGACCAUUGCUGACACCUUGUUUGGUUAAUUUCUUUAAAAAUACUUUACAAUUGCAUAACUUGUUUUGAAUUUUAACAAAAUACUUAUUGUAGUCAUAUAUGUAUUAUAAGCUGUUUUCGAGACUCAGGUUAUGUUCCGAUUCAACUAUCUCGAAUGGCUUUUGGAACUGAUGCCGAGGUUUUGGAAUUAAUAUCGUUCAAUAGAGGACACAGGACAGUCAAUUAAAAUUUAUGUUGGAAAUACGUACAUUUAAAGCUGACAUUUAGGUGGUAAGCAUGUCAUGGCGUUUGAAUAUGAAUGGAAAUGUAUGAAUAUACUACAUCAUAUUAAUAAUUGCAGAGGAUCUACACUGUCUAUAUAGCCAGCAACUUGGUUGCAUCGCUUCGUUUACAUUAACAGUUUCACGUGAUUAACGUGAUUUAAAGCUUAUAUUAAAUACUUAUCAUUAUGUGAGGAAACAGAAGACAACGGUUGGGUAACAUCGGACCAAACGCUGCUCCCCCCUCUUGUACAAGAGGGUUCAAGACCGAAUAUAAUCAGAGACAGCGCAAAGGGACGUUCCAUUUUUCAGAACAGGAGAAGCGCUCUUGUGUCUAGUCAUUCAAAUGGUCAUCAUAAUGGCCAAUAUAAAAGUUUUGCGUCAACAACAAAAGGUCCAACUUUGAAAAAGACGAAAAAGAAAGUUCUCAAAAAGUGUAGUUCCAGUGUAGAGAAAGGCACCACGAACGCAAGCUGCAUUAAUAACAUUCUGGACAGAGACUAUUCGAAUGAAUAUAAGGAUCGUGUUUCUGAACAAAACGGAUUUCCCAAUAUUCCAUUCUUCUCCGAAUGGAAAAUAGCAGGUUUUAAGUACGAUAAAGUGAUCCUGUCACGCCUGACGAACAUGUCUGAGAAACAGGAAGUGACGCCGGAGUUCGUCACUUAUAUCAAGGAACGUGACGCCGCCCUCAAGGAGGCUGCCGACGCCCGCGCCGAGCUCCGGGAGACACAGAGCAGGCUGUACGACGCCCUGCAACUGAUUGAGUCACUUGAAAAGAAAACAGGAGAGGGCAAAAAGACAUCAAAGAAAUCCGUAGCUACGAAAAAGAAGACUGAUAAGCCUAACGGGCUUGCGACAAAGACGUCGACUAGCCUGGCGAGUAGCGGCGUCAGUUCGGCUCGCACGAGCGCCCCGGUGUCUGCACGGACGGACGGCAGACUCUACCAUCCGCCAAUAGACGCGGUCGAUCCCUCGGCUGACAGCAAGGAGUACUACUGGAAAAUCGCUGAGAAGUUUUCACAACUGCCAAUGUUUACAAUCUUGGAUGCAGAAAGAAAGUUUAUUAAGGCCGACGCUGACGGAAGCGGCACCAUUGACAUUGACGAGAUGGACAGGGUGCUGUCUGAGAGUGUGGGCAUGUUCACGCCAAAACAGCUGGCCGACAUCAUGGCCGAGAUGGACACUGACAAGAGUGGAACACUAGACUUCAUGGAGGUCCUCACGGUAAUCAACAGGUUGGUAUCACAUAGGAAGACGAACCUCCCACAGUCCAUGCAACAAAACUACUCGAAGACUUGCUCCAUUCAGUAGAGCAGAUUGUCAGGGCGGAGCUAGCGUUGAUAGAAGUUGACAUUUUAUUUGAACUGUAAUAAUACAUGUGGCGGAGACAUUAAGGAACUGCAUGCUUCGGGCCUGUUUCAAUAAAGACCUAAGACGAUUUUUGUCGAAAAUUUGAGUUAUCUUAUCCUCAAAUUUUCCUGUUCUGCUUCAUAUUUUUGCAAAAUUAACAUAAACAUUCAAAAUAUUAAGUAAUAUAAAAAAAACAAAAACUUUCUGACAAAUAUAUAGAUAAUAAUUAAGAUUCAUAAAUUAAAUGUGCCUCUGUAUCUUACUUUUUGGAAACUGCUAGUGCUAUGCAUCCUUUAAGAUCAUAGAGUACAAGACAUGCGGCCGAUUCACCGCAACAAGAGAGUUGUGGACGCUUUUAUAAAGAGGUGUGUUCGAAAACUACCUUAAAACGAAACAGAUUACAGAGUGCUUUUGUGAUUUAAAGACAAUCUUUGACUGACACUACAUAGUUUGAAAAUGUUCAUACAUAGUCAAUAAAUCUUUCUUUCUCGAAUUUGUCUAGUACUUUAUAUCAGUAGAUUCAGAAUAUAAACAUCAUUAGGGAUUUGGAGCAUACUAUACUAGUAUCCAACACAAAAAGAUCAUCUAUAAAUGAUCACAAACACCUCGACGCAUUAGUCAACUACAUCAUGAAGUCACUUUCAAUAGUUUUUAACUGUCCUAAAAUGAAACACCAAUAGUGGAACUUCCUUCACAGUUCCUGUUGUCAACAUGUUAACAAGUUUGAUGAAAUAUAAUGAGAGCCAAAGGGACCAUUCCUAUCCUUAAGACAGCAGCGCCUAUGACAACACCACUCAGGAACGUUAAAGCUUAAAUAACAUUUUUAAA
Messenger RNA from Mya arenaria, 3046 nucleotides. RefSeq lists its product as uncharacterized. Bases 1493 to 2179 code for a protein of 228 amino acids. NCBI's taxonomy places the organism in Eukaryota, Metazoa, Mollusca, Bivalvia, Myida, Myidae. The transcript has 7 exons. The record is from RefSeq and is a predicted model, not a curated record. Gene Ontology annotation, molecular function: calcium ion binding.